AUGACCCCAACACCUAAAGCAACGGCGGAACUACAGCGCAUCUUGAUUCUAUACAUCGGUGUGCUGUUCUUUGGCCUCAACCUAGUAGAGGCCGCCACCGACGCCAACGCCGCACAACACCGCGUGAUGUGUCUUCUCACCGCACUAGCCAACACCCCCAUCAAGCAAGCAGAAAUAACAGGCAGUGGCGGUUCCGCAAGAGAGACAAUCAGUGCGUUGAACGUAACAACGAGCUCAAGCGAGUGGCAAAAAAUCUUUGACACCAGUCUCAGCCGGGAAGCAGGCACAAACUUCCCAGAGACGCUCAAAGACAAGCCGUACGCAGACAUCUGGAAAGCGAACUGGGCGUCAUGGUGGAAAGCAGCAAAGCAUGCCAAAAACACUAACAUUGGCCAGCCAACACACGACCUAUACAAGCCCAUCUCAUCAGCAAUACAAAAAGCAGCCGCAAACAAGAAGAUACGGCAACUAGCACUACAAGCAGAAACCUUAGGUCGAAUGUACGACGAAGCGGCGCAACAGGCAACAAGUACCCAAAAGCAACUAGCGCAAACAAAAUUAACAGCAGCGCUGUACGGAGGCGACGGCAGCAAAGCAACACCAGGAACAGACCACACCCGCAAAGCAUUUACAACCUGGGACGCCGCAUGCACAGGAGACGAAAAUGGCAAAUCAAUCGUAGGCGACUUUUUCUGCCUUUGUGCCCCAAAAGACGGGACAACGAAAGAAUGUGCUGAUGGUUACGCCCCGACGCGCUGGGACGCCACCAUAGCAGACCCAGCGGCGGAGUGGAAAAAGCUACAGACGUCUUGCCCAACUGCUAAGCUCAGCAGCGCCAAAGAGCAUGAUAUAAGAAUGGCCAUAGGAGCGUUCCUACAAGCCUUGACUACCAGAACUCAAGGCGGCACAACAAAAACUUACCUAGGGAGCAGCGACACAGGCGCAUGCGACGGGACAAGCAGCAAGCUAUGCGUCGAUUACACCGGCUACUUCAGCAAGCAAGCAGGUAAAACCUACAAAGAUAUACCAUGGCUCAAAUCCCUCGAAGAUGCGGUUACGGCCCUAGAAAACAUGCACAAGCAGGAAGAAAAAGCAAAUAACCUCGACGCGCAGCUGGCAAACCUGCUGAAACAAGCCAAUCUUAUCUACGCCGCUGCAUUAAACGGCGACUUGAUGACCGAGACAGCGGUCAAAGCCGAAGUUGUUCCUGAAGGGAACCCAAGACAAAAUGUAAACUGCGCGCAGCAUGACAACAACAAAACUUGCGUUUCUCCAUGCAAGUGGGAAUCUAAAGGCGACAAAGGAACAUGCAAAUUAGAUGAAAGCAAAGUUACAACUCAGACAAAUACAGAAAGAACAGGAACAGGAGAUGGCGCAGCAAAACAUGGAGUAAAUUGCUCUAGCCAUGCAACCAAGGAGGCAUGCGAGGGAUUCCAAGGAACUUCAGUCCCAGGCAAAAAAGCUGUUUGUGGCUGGAUUGAAGGCAAAUGUCAGGAUUCCAGUUUUCUUGUAAACAAAAAAUUCGCCCUCAUGGUUUCUGCAUUUGUGGCCAUGCUUUUCUAA
Messenger RNA from Trypanosoma brucei brucei TREU927, 1563 nucleotides. Its product is annotated as variant surface glycoprotein. The transcript has a single exon. Lineage: Eukaryota; Euglenozoa; Kinetoplastea; Trypanosomatida; Trypanosomatidae. The coding region runs from base 1 to 1563 and encodes 520 amino acids. The record is from RefSeq and is a predicted model, not a curated record.